This is a messenger RNA of Drosophila biarmipes, 1383 nucleotides long. Its product is annotated as syntaxin-4. The transcript is spliced from 8 exons. The record is from RefSeq and is a predicted model, not a curated record. The coding region runs from base 322 to 1311 and encodes 329 amino acids. Lineage: Eukaryota; Metazoa; Arthropoda; Insecta; Diptera; Drosophilidae. Gene Ontology annotation, biological process: intracellular protein transport; vesicle fusion; vesicle-mediated transport. Gene Ontology annotation, molecular function: SNAP receptor activity; SNARE binding. Gene Ontology annotation, cellular component: synaptic vesicle; SNARE complex; membrane.
CGGUCAAGACAAAGGAAUCGAUUUUCAAUAAAUCGAAAGGCGGCAGAAGAUGUGGCGGAAAAUCAAUACAAUAAUUUUUAAAAAUAAAUAGAGGCCGGUUUUUUUUUAACAAAUAACUUUGUGAAAAUGUGUGUGGAAACGCGGGAGCGAGGAAAUUAGAAGAAAGAGCGGCAAAUAUAUGGGAAAAAAGCUGUUGAAAGCCUUAGCUACAACAAAAAUUAAGAAAAAAGAAUUAAAAAUAAAAUAAAAAGAAACAUAAUAUUUUAAAUAAUAUUUCUGAAUAAAUUAAAAAAAAAAAAAACAAUCGAAAAUAUAUCCACGAUGGGAAGAGAUCGACUGCCUGAGCUUUUACAGCGCUCAUUGAGCACGAACUCCUCGAAUUCGUCGUCCAAUGGUUCACUGCUCCUGAACGUGUACAGUGGAACCACGGAGUUCAUCGCCAACAACACCGGCGGCGGCAACAAUAGCUACAGCAUUGUCGGCCAGAACAACAAGAACAACAAUAGUAGCGAGGCCAAGGAUCGGCUGAGUUCCAAGAUGACGCAGUAUGGAACGAAUGUGGACGAUAUACUCAACCCGUACACGGAGAUUCGCCAUCAACUGGCACAGAUAGCCGGCAAUUUGGAGGCCAUGAACCGCAUGUCCCAGACCAUUAAUCUGCGAACGUUUAAUGAAAACGAGAUGGAUGAGCUGCACAACAAAAACCUGAGACUGGGCAACACGCUGAUGACGAGAUUCAAGGACUUCAAGGCGAAUCUGCCAGCGGAGAACGACUACAGUUUGGAGGCGAGGAUGAAGAGGACCCUCUUCUACGGCCUCCACCAGACCUUCAUCAAUCUCUGGCAUAAAAACGAACUCUUCCUGCAGAACUACGAGACCAAAGUCAAAAAGAAUCUGAGACUGCAUACGAAAAUCAUUAAUUCAGAAGCCAGCGAACAAGAAAUCGAGUUACUCAUUGAGAACAAGACAACAAAACUCUUUGUGGAUAAUUUCCUGCAGGAGACGGAGAAGGAGCGGCAGACACUGCGCGAAAUGAUGGACCGGUUCAACGAGCUGCGCCGCCUGGAGAAGUCCAUCGAGGAGGUGCACGCCCUGUUCAUGCGCAUCCAGACCCUGGUGAUGGAGCAGAGCGAGGUGAUCCAGCGGGUGGAGUUCCACGCCCAGCAGGCCACCCUCUACGUGGACAAGGGGGCGGACGAACUGGACCAGGCGGAGCAGCACCAGAAAAGGGCGCGCAAGAAAAAAAUAAUCCUCAUCGCGAUACUUGCAGCCAUUUUGUUAGUAUUACUAUUUGUUGGUAUUUAUUUGUGAUGCAUGUGAAACAAUUUUUUUUUGCUUAUUUUUAAGAAGUACUUUUAAGAAAAUAAAAUUUAGAACCACAGG